GCCAUUGAUGGAGCAAUCGUCGACGAUGAGUGAAGGAUCCCUAGAAUACAAUAAAUAGAAAAAAUAACUGUCCUUCACUUGAUGGUUGGAAGAAGCAUAUUGAUUCUAGGAACCCUAGGAUUGAAAAAUGUGAUGGAAUCUUGGAUAAUCUUGUUGGGUCACUUCAUCUUCCAAAGGUCAAAAAAGUCUCCCAAUGGGAAGGUUUUGAUGCAAGCUAUGUAUGGAGUAAAGGUUCAGACAGUAUUUGUAUAUAGUGUGUUUGCAGCGGCUUUUUCAGGCUCGACUAAGAAGUUGAUAGAUUUGGAUGUGGCUGAAAUAUAUACAUGGUCCCCAGAAUUUAAAAAUUUGCAAAAUUUUGUAAUUGAGAAAGUUAGAGUUAGAUUUUCUAGUGGGCAAUUUACUGUGUUGAAGGAGUUGGAAGCAGUUGAUUCUGCUGUUAAGGAAUUAUACCCAAUUAUCCUUGAUGUGGUGGAACCCAUUGAGAUAGAAUUGGAUCUGAAGACUUAUGAGCAAUUAGGCAGAGCGACAGAAAAGCUUUCAGAAGGAUUAGAUCUUCUUGCAAAAGGAGUGGAUGGCUUUUUCCAAGUGGUCUUGAGUGGUCAUGAUGCCUUACUAUCUAAUCUUAGAUCAGGUGGAACUGUCUAUGACCGUGGCUCCGGGGGUAAUAUAGGUGUGCAAGCAGUCAAUUGAAUUUCUUGCAGCCUGACCCUGGUACAUACUAAAGCAUAUAGGUACUUAUUUUUCCAUUUUAUGAUUGAUGUUUUUCAAUCUUGUUUGGCUUAUUAUGGUGUCCAAGUUAGCAUGAGUAAUAGGUUAUAUGGUUGUUCGAUGGUGCUAAAAUGUAUAUGUCUAUUGCUAUGUGUAAUUGCAUACAAUAAUAUAUAUAUAUAAAUAUAAGAAAGUUGUAUUGUGCCCAAAGAUGUUUAUUCCUGUGUGAUCUGGCAAAUCAUUGUAGUCAUCAGCUCAUGAAAUCUCUGGCUAUCCAUUUCCCUUCUGGCAGCAAGUGUCCUCUUGUGAGUUGUGACGUGUUUUGUACUUAUGUUACUCAUAUAGCAUGUUAUUAUACAUUUAUGUUAUUUUUUGUUGGUGAGCUUGCAUUUA
Molecule: messenger RNA, 1101 nt
Organism: Arachis ipaensis
Lineage: Eukaryota; Viridiplantae; Streptophyta; Magnoliopsida; Fabales; Fabaceae
Source: RefSeq, a predicted model, not a curated record